Rosa chinensis is the source of this 1747-nucleotide messenger RNA. Its product is annotated as shikimate O-hydroxycinnamoyltransferase. Bases 193 to 1503 code for a protein of 436 amino acids. The record is from RefSeq and is a predicted model, not a curated record. Gene Ontology annotation, molecular function: acyltransferase activity, transferring groups other than amino-acyl groups. The transcript is spliced from 2 exons. Lineage: Eukaryota; Viridiplantae; Streptophyta; Magnoliopsida; Rosales; Rosaceae.
UCUUGUCCAAACCGCCCCCUCCAACAAUCAGUAUGUGGGUCUGGAUUCCCUCUGGUUUCUCGAGGCAAAUAGCUGUAUAGAUGGGUGACUAUACGUGUACGCAAGCAUCGACUUACUUACUUGCCUCACCCACUCAUUACUUCUAAAAUCAAAGCAACCAUCAACCUAAGUCGUCACCAGUGCCGGCAAACGAUGGCGAUCAACCUGAGCGUGCGGGAAUCGACGUUUGUGAAGCCAUCGGAGGAGACGCCUAGGCGUGCGCUUUGGAUUUCCAACCUGGACGCCGUUGUGCUCAACACUCACAUGGGCAGUGUUUACUUCUACAGGAGGAAAGCCGGCACGCCGAGUAACUUCUUCGACCCAGAAGUGCUCAAGGAAGCCCUCAGCAAGGCACUCGUGUCUUUCUACCCCAUGGCAGGCCGGCUUAAGAUGAACAUCCACGAAGGCCGCAGCCGUGUCGAAAUCGAUUGCAAUGGGGAGGGGGUGCUCUUUGUUGUAGCGGAGACCAGCUCUGUGGUGGAUGACUUUGGCGACUUUGCUCCCACUCUAGAGUUCCGGCGGCUCAUCCCUGCCGUUGAUUACUCCGCUGGGAUAUCAUCUUAUCCCCUUUUGGUCUUACAGGUUACGUACUUCAACUGUGGUGGAGUGGCACUUGGUGUUGGCAUGGAACAUCGCGUUGCAGACGGUAUUUCUGGUCUGCAAUUUGUAAAUACAUGGUCCGAUAUGGCUCGUGGCCUUGACAUUACGAUUCCACCAUUUAUUGACCGGAAAUUACUUCGUGCACGAGAUCCACCUCAGCCUGCAUUCCACCACAUUGAAUACCAGCGAAGUCCUCAAAGCGCAAACCCUGGUGCUGAUGCUGAGAGUACAAGAGUCUCCAUUUUAAAACUGACCUCAGACCACCUCAACAACUUGAAAGCCAAGUCUAAGGAGGAUGGCAACCCAAUCAAGUACAGCUCAUAUGAGAUGUUGGCUGGUCAUAUCUGGAAAUGUGCAACCAAGGCACGGAAACUUGCCAAUGAUCAAGAGACCAGGCUAUAUGUUGCCACAGACGGAAGGUCCAGACUGAAACCCUCUCUCCCUCCUGGAUAUUUUGGCAAUGUGAUUUUCGCAGCUACGCCAAUUGCUGCUGCAGGGGAUCUCCAAUCCAAACCGAUAUGGUACGCUGCAAGCUGUAUUCAUAAUACUUUAGCUCGCAUGGACGAUGAAUAUCUUAGAUCAGCCCUAGACUAUCUUGAACUUCAGCCUAAUCUUUCAGCCCUUGCUCGUGGAGCUCAUAGUUUUAGGAGCCCAAAACUUGGGAUAACUAGUUGGGUUAGGCUGCCGAUUCAUGAUGCUGAUUUCGGGUGGGGUCGACCCGAUUUCAUGGGGCCUGGUGGAAUUGCAUAUGAAGGGUUGUGUUACAUAUUACCAAGUACAAGUGAUGACGGGAGCUUGUCAGUAGCCAUUUGUCUGCAACUUGAACACAUGGAAUUGUUCUCGAAGUUGUUAUAUGACAUAUAAGCAGGAACGAAGAAGAAUGACUGAUCGAGAAAUUAUGUCCGGUUGAAUCACACUUCUUCCGAUGACACCUUUAUAUAUUCAACCUGAAGUGAUAAAAUAAUGCUGUACACAUUAAGGUGGCUCUCUAGAGUAACAUCAUAUUCCCAACAUGUUCGAAGCACUAAAACACAGUUACAAAUCAAAGGUUUCUAUUGCAAGAUGAUUUUUGAUGGCCAAAUAAAAAAAAUAUUUAGCUAUUUGAUUA